Messenger RNA from Branchiostoma floridae (Florida lancelet), 1640 nucleotides. RefSeq lists its product as uncharacterized. The record is from RefSeq and is a predicted model, not a curated record. Lineage: Eukaryota; Metazoa; Chordata; Leptocardii; Amphioxiformes; Branchiostomatidae.
AGCAUGCGCACAACGGACCGAACACCCUUGGCCCUCCCCACAAGAUUCCCAGUCCAACCUCGUGUGGUGAAACGUUUGACGACUUUUCGUUCGCAGUUCUUCAAGUUUGUGGAGUUUGGCACCUCUACGUGAAAUCUUCAAAGAUGAUGGCAACAACGUCAGACCAGGCAGCAGCGCCUCCUGCCGAGAACUAUCUGUUCUGUAGCGGCGGGCAGCUGAGGAUCAUGGAGAUCAGGGAGGCUGCCAGUCCGGCGGAGAGACAGAAGUGGGAACACUCCCCGCCCAUUCCGCACACGAUGACGAAGGAAGAAUCCAGCCACCCGGUCAUGUUUGAGGCUCUGGAGAAGAUCACUAAGGAGAACAUGAAGGAGGACAUCAUCACUGAAGCUCGGCUGGACUGGUUUACUGACGCAGAGCUUCCCGAGGACCAGCAGGCCCUGUAUAUGGGCCCGGAGGCGUGUCUGGGGCUCCCCUUCACGGCUCAGGUCUGGCUGCCGGACGAUUCCACCGUCACGGUGAAGGUCACCGGGAUCAUCGACGGGCAGGACGGCGUGGAGAGGCCGGGGACAGGCUGCGGUUUCCAAGUUGAGUACAUGGACCAUGAGCUGAUGCUGCCUGUUGAUGACUUCGUGAACGAGCUGGCCAAUCCUGAUGACGUGGACGAGGCGUGGCUGAGCAGCCCGGCCGCCGUACCCGCUAAGGUGUUUGCCAUUGUCCGUGAUUUCUAUGACAACGCCGUCUUCACAGAAGGGAACAUUUUCUUCAGCAUCUGGGAUGACGUCAGGUAUCGGGUAUCCGACGUUGGUCAGAAGAAAGAGAUGAAAAAGUGCCAACAGGCCGUGAAUAAGGAAUUCCUGAACAACCCUCCGGCUAUCAAGAAGAUCCGGUCCUUCCCCAAGAUGGAUUCUGAGGACAGGAUGAACUGUGUCAUACUGCCCUUCCCUCUGUGUCAGAUGUCCUUGGCGCUCCACACCUACCUGUCCACUGUGGCCAAGUUUCCUCUGGACCUCAAGCUGAAGAACGGGGGAGGGGUUGUCAGGGCAACGGGCAUAGUUCCAUAUAAGGCAAACAACUUGUUCCAGGAAUCCAGGGGUAUAUACGUCACUGUGGACAUUCCAACAGCGCAGACAGAAGCGCCGCCUACCAAGAAGCGUAAGAACAGCAGCAGAGCGCGGGUGGUGGCGCUGAGUGUUCACGGCGUGGAGGCGUGCGAGUCGACCCCUGACCCCGUGCGGAGGUUCCUAGAUGACAUAGCUGAGUUGAUGGAGGGAGAGGACGGCUUGUGUGUGCUGAAAAGUCGCUUCCAGGCCGUACACUGUCUGCUACCGAGGAACAAGAGGAAGGGCGGGCGGAGGUAUAAGUUCGUGAAGCGGACAGAGCUCAUCAACCGUGACUACCUCAAGGAACUCGCCGGGAACUAUUAAAGGUCUUAAAGGGGGGACAGACACCAGGAAACAGUGGUCUCAGUAGCCUUCACCAGGCUCCUUAGGUCACUUGAAAAAAGUUGAAGUUUGCGAAACAGAGGGAUAACAUGGAGAAGGAGUUAGCUGGCCGAGGGACUCCUUUCUUUCUCGAAUUCUUCAUUGAUGUUCAACGUAGCAGACAUACACAAGUUGACAGCCUAAAUGGCGUUGUGAUUU